This is a messenger RNA of Entrophospora candida, 408 nucleotides long. NCBI's taxonomy places the organism in Eukaryota, Fungi, Glomeromycota, Glomeromycetes, Entrophosporales, Entrophosporaceae. The record is from the annotation of a GenBank genome assembly.
AUGGCUACCGCUGCUAAAGCUCCAGCUUCAAAAGGUCCAGCUGCAUCGGCAGAAAAAAAAGAAAAUAAAAAGGCAACUGUUACUACUGGUGGCUCUGAUGAAAAAAAAGUUAAAAAAAGAAAAGUCAGGAAGGAAACUUACUCGAGUUACAUUUAUAAAGUUUUGAAACAAGUGCAUCCUGACACUGGUAUUUCCAACAAAGCAAUGUCUAUUUUAAAUUCAUUCGUCAAUGACAUUUUCGAAAGAAUCUCGGGUGAGGCAUCAAAACUAGCCGCCUACAACAAACGAUCUACUAUUUCUUCACGAGAAAUCCAGACAGCUGUUAGACUCAUCUUACCAGGUGAAUUGGCUAAACAUGCAGUAUCCGAAGGUACAAAGGCUGUCACAAAAUACACAAGUUCUAAAUAA